AUGUGGGGUCGAAAUGUGCAUCUCGACAUUGUUGUCCUAUCAACAGCAGAACAAAAAUCUACUCUCAUUCCAAUAGUUGAUAUUGAAAUAGAAAAUUCAUCAUUAACAUCAUUUAUUUUGACAUCAUCAAAUACUGAUAGUUUAAAAACAACUGAUUCACGUCCAAGUGAAAAUCCAAAUUGGUAUGAUGGUUCUUUAGAAACAUAUAUUUAUCAAACAGAACUAAUUCAAAUAGAUUCAUCAAAUAUUCGUAAAAUUUCUAAUGAUGAAAGUUUACGUGAAGUUGAUAUAAAUGCUGUUGGUGAUGAAUUUUUCUUAUUUUCACCACAUCAUACAACUGAUGAUGAAUCAAUAAAUUCAUUAAAUAAUAAUAAUAAUAAUAAGGUAUGAUGGAAAAAGGAAGAAAGGAAAAAAGCCGAAAGGAUAAAUGUCGAAGAAAAUGAGGAGAAACAUCGAAAGAAAAAAUAUCGAAGGGAAAAAUAUCGAAAGGAAAAGAAUCGUCACGAGAGGCCGCUAUAAUAGAAUGAUUGAAACAUUCUCUUUUGAUUGGUUCGUGCCGUUAAAUGUGCUCAUUCUUUAGGUGAAUAUAUGGCCA
Rotaria sp. Silwood2 is the source of this 595-nucleotide messenger RNA. Lineage: Eukaryota; Metazoa; Rotifera; Eurotatoria; Philodinida; Philodinidae. The record is from the annotation of a GenBank genome assembly.